Diachasmimorpha longicaudata is the source of this 1977-nucleotide messenger RNA. RefSeq names its product WD repeat domain phosphoinositide-interacting protein 3. NCBI's taxonomy places the organism in Eukaryota, Metazoa, Arthropoda, Insecta, Hymenoptera, Braconidae. Gene Ontology annotation, cellular component: phagophore assembly site membrane; cytosol; extrinsic component of membrane. The transcript is spliced from 6 exons. Gene Ontology annotation, molecular function: protein binding; phosphatidylinositol-3,5-bisphosphate binding; phosphatidylinositol-3-phosphate binding. The record is from RefSeq and is a predicted model, not a curated record. Gene Ontology annotation, biological process: protein lipidation; protein localization to phagophore assembly site; nucleophagy. The coding region runs from base 275 to 1222 and encodes 315 amino acids.
CUCCCUGGGUCUAGCACUUGAGUUGUUAACCCGACGAGCGAUAAACAAUUCUCUUGAAGUACUUCUUAUACUUUUUAAUAUACAAGCCAGUCAGUAAUUGAUUUGGUUUAUGAGAGUUCACUUGAGGUUAUUUCUCAUUGAGGAUAUGCUACGAGAAUUGAUUCUUUUAUGCUGAGUAUCGUCAUUGUACCGUUUGAUACUUCAUUCAUGGAAUCAUAGGAGUGAUGGAGUACAGUGGAAGAAAUUUCAAUUUUUCAGAUGUUUUGCUUGUGGAAUGGAGAAUGGCUACAGAGUGUACAACUGUGAUCCCCUGAAGGAAAAGGAGAGACAUGACUUUAAUGAUGGGGGGCUUGGAUAUGUAGAGAUGCUUUUUAGGUGUAAUUAUCUGGCACUUGUCGGAGGGGGUAGUAAACCCAUUCAUCCAACGAAUAGAGUUGUAAUAUGGGAUGACUUGAAGAAAGUACCAGCAAUCACACUAGACUUCAACGCCCCAGUGAAAGGAGUUAAACUGAGAAGAGACAGGAUAGUUGCUAUUUUAGAGGGUGUCAUCAAGGUCUACACGUUUACCCAAAAUCCAAUACCGCUUCAUGUAUUCGAAACCAAUCCAAACCCUCGAGGACUGUGUGUACUAUGUCCAAAUAGUGAUAACUCGCUUCUUGCUUUUCCGGGCAGAAAAAAUGGACAUGUUCAAAUAAUUGACUUGGCAAAUACUGAAAAGCAACCGUUAAACAUUGAAGCCCAUGAAACGCCGCUGUCAUGCAUUGCAUUGAAUCUCCAGGGGACUAGACUAGCUACGGCUUCAGAAAAAGGAACUCUCAUCCGUGUUUUUGAUACACAGACUGGGAAUAUGAUUAAUGAACUGCGACGUGGUGCCAAUCACGCGAAUAUUUACUGCAUAAAUUUCAAUCACGACUCGACAUGGCUGUGUGUAGCCAGUGAUCACGGAACAGUGCACGUAUUUGCGGUUGAAGAUCAAAAAUUAAACCGUCAAUCAAGCCUUGCCUCCGCUACAUUUCUGCCAAAAUACUUCAGCUCGAGCUGGAGUUUCUGCAAGUUUCAAGUACCAGGGGGUUGCCAAUGUAUGUGCGCCUUUGGCACGAAUAACAGUAUUAUAGUCAUUUGUGCAGAUGGUAGCUACUACAAAUUUGUGUUCAACCACAAAGGCGAGUGUACAAGAGAUUUUUACGCGCAAUUUCUCGACAUGACAGACGAAAAAAUGUGACCCGACUCGGAGUCCCAGAGCGACUGAAUAAAGAACAAUAUUGAAUUAUUUACAAAUAAAUUCACUCUGGAGUUUCUGCGCGGUCUGUCAAUUACCAGAAAUAAAGGUUUUCUUUUAUGAGCAUUGGAGCCAGUUUGCAAACGACACGGACGAGUCAAGGACGCAGUGAAGAGUGAAUAGAGUGAGAUUCUCGUAUUAUUCGCUGAAAUAAUAUCUUGUGUGCAGUUUAAUCACAGACUGUAAACUAGUUGAGAACUAGUGUCGUUGAGUAAGGAAUAAGAGGCCCUAUUGCCGAAUAUUCUGAGAGUGUACUGGUAACAGGAGUUGUAACGAUGCCCAUUAAUUAGGCAUAGAUUAUUGGGGGUAUGAGCCCCACCCAAAGUUUACAAACAAAUAGUCAUCGAUAUUACCAAAUUGAUUUUCACCCGGCUGAAGGACCUAAUCCCAGUGCAUAAUAAUUAAUUUAAUUUGAUCCGAUGAAAUUUUCGGAAUGUCUCGUAUUCUAUUAUCAAGGGGACACGGCAGAGAUAUUUAAUUGAAUUUUAUUUUUCUGACAGAAAUAAAUUGACUGAAAUAGUAGAUACCAUUGUUAAUUUACACGUCGGUUAUGCUGAGAAAGCAAGAAAACUUUUUAUUUUUAAAAAUCGACUUGCGUGUCCUCUUGAGCCUCAAAAUUUAUUUGCGCGACUAACGACGAAAUAGAAAAAACUUAGAGUCGUUCAAGCUUUAUUAAUAGUUUAAUCGCACACUCAUAA